This is a messenger RNA of Aphanomyces invadans, 1836 nucleotides long. RefSeq lists its product as hypothetical. Bases 111 to 1538 code for a protein of 475 amino acids. The transcript is spliced from 4 exons. Gene Ontology annotation, molecular function: adenylate cyclase binding; actin binding. NCBI's taxonomy places the organism in Eukaryota, Oomycota, Saprolegniomycetes, Saprolegniales, Verrucalvaceae. Gene Ontology annotation, biological process: cytoskeleton organization; regulation of adenylate cyclase activity. The record is from RefSeq and is a predicted model, not a curated record. Gene Ontology annotation, cellular component: cytoplasm.
UCGCUACAGUCCGGAUACGCGGCAUUCGGACCGACCUCCCUUUCACUUUCCCAGUUGAAACCCCCCUCCCUGCUCGACGCUAGCACCGUUUGUGUAACGCCAGCCACACCAUGUCCGAAACGCAGCCCCUCCAAGACAUGCUCAAUCGAUUGCAUGAGAGAAUAGCGCAGCUUGAGGCGCACUUGGGCUUCAAGACGCCUGCGCGCGACGCGAGUAGUGGCAGCAGUGCCGCCCCCGUCGUCGAACUCGCGCCCCGCAUCACUGCCUAUGACGAGUACACUGCGUCGUUCUUGACGCCGUUCCUUGCUGCAGCCGACAAACUUGGAGAAGAAGGCAAGACGUUUGGCGGCAUCGUCAAGAGCGCGUUCGAAGGCCAGCGCACGUACCUCUUGGCCGCCAGCAUGUCCAAGAAACCAGCGACGAGCCCUGUUCCAGCGCUCCUGGCGCCAAUCCAAGAAGCCAUCAAGAGCGUCAACAAAUUGCGUCUCAAAGGCAACGAAUUUGUCAACCACCAAAAGAUGCUCGCCGAGGGCAUCCAAGGACUGGGCUGGUUGUGCGUCGAGCCGGCCCCAAAGCCCUUCAUCGAGUCGUACAUUGGAGGCGCCGACUUUUGGGGCAACAAGAUCCGCGUCGAAUUCAAGACCACCAAGCCUGAACACAUCGACUUUGUCGCAACGUUCAAGACGUUGCUCACCGAAUUGAUGGCUUACGUGAAAGAACACCACACUACUGGUGUGACGUGGAACCCGCGUGGCGGGAAUGUGGACGAGUUCUCGGCGUCCAGUGCGGCGCCGGCUGCUACUCCAGCUCCUGUUGCGACCCCGGCAGCUCCCAAGGAGCCCAAAGCUGCGGCCCCUGGUGCUCCCACCGGCUUGAACGCUUUGUUUGCUGGUAUCAAGUCGAUCGAUCAAAGCAGCGGCAAGACGGCGGGUCUGCGCACCGUGACCAAGGAACAGCAAACCUGGCGCGCUGAAUACAAAGCUGAAGGAGCGGCUCCAGCUCCCGCCCCCAAGCCUACGGCCGCCAAGCCUGCCGCGGCACCUGCUAUGCCCACUGGCGAGCCCGUGUGCGAGCUGCGUGGCGGCAACUGGUAUGUGGCGUACCAAAAGGACGUGUUCACGGUCAAGGACGUCACGAUGAAGCAACAAGUAUACAUCUUUGGGUGUGUGAACGCGACGAUUUUGAUCGAAGGCAAGGCGAAAACGAUUGCGAUGGACAAGUGCGUCAAGACCAAGCUGCUCUUUGACGCCGCCGUGUCGGCGAUUGAAAUCGUCAACUGCAAAAACGUCCAAGUUCAGUGCAAACAGCAAGUGCCUUCCGUGGCCAUUGAUAAAACGGACGGCGCGCUCGUCUACCUGUCGUACGAAGGCCGCAACGCGCAGAUUGUGACGUCCAAGAGUUCCGAAAUGAAUGUGGCGUUCCCAGCGUCCGCCAACUCGGAGGACUACAUCGAGAGACCGAUCCCGGAACAAUUUGUCCAUCGCAUCACGGACGACAACACAGUCACGUCCACCGUAUCGGACCUGUACUCGCACUAAUUUUGGUGCCUGUGUAUACAUGGGGGACAGCUGAAUACAGAUACCAGCUCGUGAUAAAACUUGCGCUGUUCUGCGUCCUCAGCAUAAGGACUAAACAGACGGAUCGACCCUUCCGUCGACAUGUCGGGCGUUAUUCAAGUCGCAAAAGUGGAUAGAGACUGGAGGAACAGCGCUGGACUGGCUGUCCAUCGCGAUGGUAGUUGUGGAAAUGACACCAAGUUGAUACCAGUUGGGACGUGACAGUACUGAACGCUGCGGUGUGGGCAAUGCGUUGGCCUAAAGGAAUCGAGAAUUUGCG